Messenger RNA from Somion occarium, 2315 nucleotides. The record is from the annotation of a GenBank genome assembly. Lineage: Eukaryota; Fungi; Basidiomycota; Agaricomycetes; Polyporales; Cerrenaceae.
UCUCCGUAUACUGUCGGUCAAUUCGAGCUGGCCGAAAAGAAUAAAGGCCGGAAUAGAACGCGGGUGGCAGAUCACCUCCUCGCAGCGGAACCAAACUCGCGCGCAAGUCGACAGUUCGGGAUAGAUCAGGGCCCGAGACGGUAAAUAGGGUCCAUGGCUGCGUACAGUUUGAUCAUCUCCACACAAGACCACAGUUUCUGUGUUUCAGGCGGAGAUCCAAACACCCCUUCACAGGCGCCACCUCACGCGCCUAGUAUCAGAAAUACUAUGCAGGAGUCCCUCACGCAGAAGUGGCUGCGACAGAACAUUCAAGCCUACGUCCACAAGGACACCGUCUACACUCACGUAGACGUCCUGCUGUCCCGCUAUCCUACCAUCCGUCCAAAGACAGAUGUGUAUACAUACGAUGACGGUCGCACACAGCUCUUACUCUGUCUGCAUGGUCUCCUCCCAAUCACUUACCGCGGGGCGCCCUACAAUAUACCGAUCGCUGUCUGGCUAACAAGAGACUACCCGCGCCAUCCUCCGCUUGCUUAUGUCGUACCUACAAGUGACAUGCUUGUCAGGGCCGGAAAAUACCUCGAUAUCAGCGGUAAGUGCGAGAUCGAAUAUAUUCGCAAUUGGGAACGCAAGAGCGAGGGAUGCAACUUGUCUGCUUUGCUCGAAGCGAUGCAAGACUAUUUCUCUCGUGAACCUCCAGUGUACGCCAAACCCAAACAGUCGCCGACGCCGCAACCUCAGUCUCGUCGUCCCGAUUCCACCGCCCCCGAUUAUUCGGAGCGUCCACCACCACCCAUCCCUCCUGCUCACCCGACACCCCCACCCAUGAGUCAGUCGGUGUCAGCGUCAGGUAUUGGAAAUGAUGAUCGACCGCCCUUACCUCAGAAACCAGGUAUCGCGUCUCUUUCUAGUCCUGCUAGUAUACCUUCGUCCCCACAGGUAGCUGGCCAAAGUCAACCACCUCAUAUCCCUGCUACACCCGCUUUGGCUCUGAGACCACCACCACCGUUGCCACCACACCCAGAACCGGAUGCAGGCUUGCCGCGGUAUAGGACUUCACCUGUGCCGCCACGUUACCAUCCGAGCACUCAUCGGCCCUCUUCAUCGAUCGGUCAAGUUUCAAAUUCACCGGGCACGUCGUCUUGGUCGCCGGAUUCCUCGGUCGAAGCGUCUACUUCUCAACGCGUCGCGUCUCCUCCAGUGUUUCCUGAUCACACUGCACAUGUAGCUCAACAGAGCUACCAGACAUCGUAUGGGGCUCCUGUCAUUAGCUCUGAACAAGGCUUUUUUCCUCCUCAGGCAUCAGUUGUCCGUGCACCUCCACCUCCUAUCAAUGAGGUUGCUCCGUCCUGGAGCGCGCAACCCCAACCACAAUAUCCAUCCGCUGUUCAACCACCUUUCAUCUCUCCGCAGGGGACCGGAAAUUCCCACAGACCAUACCAGCCGCCGCCUCCUCCACCGCUUCCACCAGUCAUUGGACAAGUGACUCCUCCAGCUGCCCCACAGCCGCCGCCCACGGUCCCACCGCCCGACCUUCUCGACGAUGACAAUUAUCUAAGUUCUUUGACAUCUACAUCAACACAAAUAGCAGCAUCACCGGCUCCAGCGCCGCCGCGACCACCUAACCCGGAGUUACUCCAGCUUCAUGGACGUGUACACGCGAAAAUGACCUCGGAGCUAGCUUCGCUGUCUCAGGCUAUGGCGCUGGAUGCUGAGCGUCUUCGUGCACACCAGAAAGAUCUUUUAGCUGGAGAACCUGCUAUUCGUGAUGAGAUGGCGAGGCUGGAGGCGGUGCGCGAUGUCUGUCAGAACGUUGCGGGAAGACUUGGGACAGUGGUGGCAGAUGGGGAACGCAAUGUCGCCGAGUUAAGGCGGAAAGGUGAUCCGGAGGUAGACGAGCUGGUUUGCUCGACUACAAUUGUUCACAAUCAGUUAAUUAACUUGGUGGCGGAAGACAAUGCGAUAGAGGACACCAUUUACCACCUGCACCGAGCUCUCAAUGCAGGCCGAAUAGACUUGGAGCGCUUCCUCAGGACCACACGCGCCCUAGCGGAAGAGCAAUUUACGAAAAGGGCCUUGAUCGAGAAGAUCUUGAACGGGAUUCCUAUGGGCGAGACCGUCGAGUGGAGGUAGAUCGUAUACGUCUGAUGGUGUAAUCACUAUAAUGGGGUGCUGUAAUUGUCUUCCAAGUAUCAUAGGGUUUUUUUUUUUCCAAUCAAUGUCAUGGAUCAUACGCAUCAUCGCUGCGUUCAUCGUUCUCGGCUCAAAGCCCACAGUGCGUCUGGGCAAUGUCACAAGAAACGGUUAAACUUGUG